AUGGCGACUGAGUAUUUCAAGGGCAUCUCCAAGAUUCCUUUCGAGGGACCCGAGUCUGUGAACCCCCUCGCGUUCAAGUACUACCGCCCCGACCAGGUGGUGGCCGGUCGCCCCAUGAAGGACUGGCUUCGCUUCAGCGUGUGCUACUGGCACACCUGGCGCGGCACGGGCGCCGACAUGUUCGGCCCCGGCACCUACUGCCGUCCCUGGGACGAUGGCACCAACUCGCUCGAGUCCUACCUCAAGCUGGUCGACGUCAACUUCGAGUUCCUCCAGAAGCUCGGGGUGGAGUACUUCUGCUUCCACGACAGGGACAUCGCGCCCGAGGGAGCCACGCUCGAGGAGACCAACAAGAACCUCGAGACCGUCGCCGCUCACAUCAAGAAGAGGAUGCAGGAGACUGGCAUCAAGCUGCUGUGGGGCACUGCCAACCUGUUCUCCAACCCGCGCUACAUGAACGGCGCCUCGACCAACCCUGACACGCACGUGUUCGCCUACGCUGCGGCUCAGGUCAAGAAGUGCAUGGACAUCUCCAAGGAGCUCGGUGCCGAGAACUACGUGUUCUGGGGCGGCAGGGAGGGCUACCAGACCCUGCUCAACACCGACUUGAAGGGCGAGCUCGACCACUUUGCUCGCUUCCUUCAGCUCGCUGCGGACUACAAGAAGCAGAUCGGCUUCCAGGGCCAGCUGCUCAUCGAGCCCAAGCCCAGGGAGCCCACGAAGCACCAGUACGACUUUGACACGGCUGCCGUGGUGGCGUUCCUCAAGAGCUACAACCUCGACAAGGACUACAAGGUGAACAUCGAAGCCAACCACUGCACCCUUGCCGGCCACACCUUCGAGCACGAGCUCACCUACGCGUCGGCGUACGGCUUCCUGGGCAGCAUCGACGCCAACACUGGCGACCCGCUGCUCGGCUGGGAUACGGACCAGUUCAACAUGGACGUCAAGCAGACCACCUUGGCCAUGCAGGUGGUGCUCAGGCAGGGCGGCCUCCAGCCCGGCGGCCUCAACUUUGACGCCAAGCUCAGGCGUGAGUCGAGCGACCUCGAGGACCUCUUCAUCGGCCACAUUGCUGGCAUGGACACGUUCGCUCGCGGCUUGCUGGCUGCGGCCAGGCUCGAGGAGGAGGGCACGUUCCAGGCGUGGAGGGACGAGCGCUACGCCUCGUGGAAGGGCGAGCUGGGCCAGAAGAUCGUCAGCGGCCAGGUGACCUUUGCCGAGUUGGAGCAGUUCGCGCUGCAGGCCGGCGAGCCCAAGCAGGUCUCGGCCAAGCAGGAGAAGUAUGAGAUGCUCCUCAACCGCUACGUCUGA
Messenger RNA from Acanthamoeba castellanii str. Neff, 1314 nucleotides. RefSeq names its product xylose isomerase. The transcript is spliced from 10 exons. The record is from RefSeq and is a predicted model, not a curated record. Gene Ontology annotation, molecular function: xylose isomerase activity. Bases 1 to 1314 code for a protein of 437 amino acids. Gene Ontology annotation, biological process: carbohydrate metabolic process. NCBI's taxonomy places the organism in Eukaryota, Discosea, Longamoebia, Acanthamoebidae.